AUGGAUGAAGAAUCAGUUUUAUUUGGUCUCCGUAAUCUUUUCACUGUUGGAAACUACCAAACAGUAAUCAACGAAGUUAGUUCCAACAAUGGGCUCUUUUCAACCGAAGCCAAAUUGGAAGCCCAAACACUUUUGUACCGUUCAUAUGUCGCUCAAGGCAAAUACAACUUGGUUAUCAACGAUAUUGGCUCCAAUGACGAGGCUUCUUUGAAGGCCAUCAAACUGUUGGCAGAGUACAUGGCAGACAAGCAAAAGAACAGCACUGCUAAUGCAGAGGAUUAUGUUGUAAAAGCCAACACUCUUCUCGAAGAAGGUGCCAACCGUAUCAACGCUGUAGUUCAAGUGACUCUUGCCACCAUCUUGGUGCAAACUGGCCAUUUUGAAGAUGCUUUGAGAACCCUUCACUCUCGUCAAAAGAAAUUGGAAUGCUCUGCCUUGGCCGUGCAGAUUUACCUUCAAUUAGAUCGCUUGGAUUUAGCUAGAAAUGAAGUUGCCAGCGUCAAGGCUUGGGCUGAAGACGCUUUACUAUUGCAAAUGAUGGAAGCUUGGGUUGACCUUCGCGUGGGUGGUGAAAAGUAUCAAGAAGCUUUCUACAUUUACGAGGAAUUUGGACAGUCAAAUACAGCUCAGACUGUCAAGGUGUUGAAUGGACAAGCUGCUGCCAAUCUUGCAUUAGGCAGAUAUCCCGAAGCCGAAAGUUUAUUGUUGGAGGCUCAAAAUAAGGACUCUGAUAAUCCAGAUACACUCAUCAAUAUGAUUGCCUGCGCUACUUUGACAGCAAAGUCUCAAGAGAUUGUCAACCGCUAUGUCAGUCAAUUAAGAGAAGUUGCACCACAACAUCCUUACUUACAAGACCUUGACUUGAAGUCUAGUCUCUUUGAUCGCAGUGCUUCUCGUUUUGCUUUAGUCGACACUGCUUAA
Molecule: messenger RNA, 921 nt
Organism: Mucor velutinosus
Lineage: Eukaryota; Fungi; Mucoromycota; Mucoromycetes; Mucorales; Mucoraceae
Exons: 5
Coding region: 1-921 (306 amino acids)
Biological process (GO): retrograde vesicle-mediated transport, Golgi to endoplasmic reticulum; endoplasmic reticulum to Golgi vesicle-mediated transport; intra-Golgi vesicle-mediated transport
Cellular component (GO): COPI vesicle coat
Molecular function (GO): structural molecule activity; protein binding
Source: RefSeq, a predicted model, not a curated record